This is a messenger RNA of Telopea speciosissima, 1357 nucleotides long. RefSeq names its product monooxygenase 2-like. NCBI's taxonomy places the organism in Eukaryota, Viridiplantae, Streptophyta, Magnoliopsida, Proteales, Proteaceae. Gene Ontology annotation, molecular function: FAD binding. The transcript is spliced from 7 exons. The record is from RefSeq and is a predicted model, not a curated record. Bases 61 to 1299 code for a protein of 412 amino acids.
GUUCUGCAAUGACCUUACGGUGGGAGGAGGAAGAGUAGCAGCAGCAGCAGCAGUAGAGAUAUGGAAACAGUUGAAGACAUUGUAAUAGUUGGUGCUGGAAUUGCAGGGCUCACUACAGCCUUAGGACUUCACAGGAUGGGAUUGCGAAGCUUGGUGUUGGAAUCAUCAGAAAGCUUGAGGGCUACUGGAUUUGCAUUUCUGACAUGGACUAAUGCAUGGAAGGCUUUGGAUGCUGUAGGCAUUGGUGAUACCCUAAGAGAAGAACAUGUUCAGCUUGAUGGGUUAGAGAGUGUAUCAACCAUUUCUGGCCUUUCUUCCUCUUAUAUGUCAUUUAAGGCUCCCAUUAGUAAAGGCAAUGAAGUUCGUGCUGUGAGAAGGAAACUUUUGCUAGAUGCCCUUGUAAAGGAUCUACCACCAGGCACCAUUAGGUUCUCUUCCAAGCUUGUUUCCAUUGAGGAAUCAGGCAACUUAAAAUUACUACAUUUAGCUGAUGGAUCCUUCCUAAAGACCAAGGCAUUAAUUGGGUGUGAUGGAGUGAAUUCAAUUAUUGCAAAAUGGUUGGGUCUUGAAACGCCAGUCUUUUCUGAGAGAUGGGCAUUUAGAGGUAUUGCAGAAUACUUGGAUGGCCAUGGCCUUGAACGCAUAUUCUUUCAGUGCUCUGGAAAUGGCUCUCGCUGUGGUAUGAUUCCUUGUGAUGAGAAGACUGUAUAUUGGUUUUUCACUUGGACUCCCUCUUCCCAAGAGAAAUGCAUAAAUGAUAGCCCAGCCAUGAUGAAGCAGUUUGUGUUGAACAAUCUUGGGAAAGCACCGGAGGCAUUAGUGAAUGCCAUAGAAAAGACUGAUUUGGGUAGUAUUGUAGCCUCACAACUAAGGUUCAGGAAGCCAUGGAAUGUGUUAUGGGGAGAUAUCUCUAAAGGAAAUGUCUGUGUAGCUGGAGAUGCUCUCCACCCAAUGACACCAGAUAUUGGUCAAGGUGGGUGUUCAGCAUUAGAAGAUGGUGUUGUUCUUGCUAGGUGCCUUGCUGAGGCUCUGUUGGAAGAGACAAGAAGAGAAUCCAUGAAAGUAGAAGAAAAAGAAGAAGAAGAAUGCAAUCGGAUAAAGAAGGGUUUAGAGAAAUUUGCUAAGGAAAGGAGAUGGAGAAGCUUUGAACUUAUUAGUACAGCUUAUAUGGUGGGCUUCAUACAACAAAGUGAUGGAAAAUUUCUUACUUUCUUAAGAGAUAAGUUGUUGUCACCAUUCUUAGCUGGGUUGCUUUUGAAGAGGGCUGCUUAUGAUUGUGGGAAACUCAACAUCUCUUAGGUUUUUUUUUUUUUUUUUUAGGAAGUAAUUUAUGGUUGAUAAAUGUAUUAAAUAAAAA